This is a messenger RNA of Myxocyprinus asiaticus (Chinese sucker), 571 nucleotides long. Its product is annotated as ragulator complex protein LAMTOR5-like. The transcript is spliced from 4 exons. Gene Ontology annotation, biological process: positive regulation of TORC1 signaling; cellular response to amino acid stimulus. The record is from RefSeq and is a predicted model, not a curated record. Gene Ontology annotation, cellular component: lysosome; cytoplasm; Ragulator complex. Bases 121 to 396 code for a protein of 91 amino acids. Gene Ontology annotation, molecular function: guanyl-nucleotide exchange factor activity. NCBI's taxonomy places the organism in Eukaryota, Metazoa, Chordata, Actinopteri, Cypriniformes, Catostomidae.
GGUUUGCAACCGCCAAAUCAAACCAGAAGAAGAAGAAGAAGAAGAAGAUAAACAACGACGCAACUGUGUGCACAGUAUUCCCCUCUUGUCGGUUAAUUUAACAGCAUUUUAUCCGAUAUUAUGGAGGGUGCACUGGAGCAGCAACUUGACGAUACUAUGAAAAAAAUUGCCAUUGUUGGGGUUUUGUGCACAGACGCUCAAGGCCAUAAUCUAGGAUGCCGAGGCUCACUCUGUGAUGAGCAUGGAGGAGUUGUUUCUGUACUGGCCAAGCAAGCUGCUUCCCUAACCAAAGACCCAACUUACUGCCCUACUGUGUGCCUGGAGUCUUACUGUGGGAACAUUUUGAUGAAAACACAUGGAACAAUUACAGUAGCCAUGCAUAAGAUGGCAUCAUGAAUUCUCUAAUUGUCUCUGAAUUUGUGCAGUGUUUGUAAGUAUUUGAAUAGCUUAAACAGUCCCUUGUCAUCAACAGAAAAGCUUAAUGAUUGGCAGAGAUCAUGUCUCCUGUUUAAAUGAUGUAUUUGUCAAAUGAUAUUCUUCCUCAAUUAAUAAAUUGCGUUAUGGUAACUGA